Molecule: messenger RNA, 1603 nt
Organism: Benincasa hispida (wax gourd)
Lineage: Eukaryota; Viridiplantae; Streptophyta; Magnoliopsida; Cucurbitales; Cucurbitaceae
Biological process (GO): proteolysis
Molecular function (GO): dipeptidyl-peptidase activity; serine-type exopeptidase activity
Source: RefSeq, a predicted model, not a curated record
UCUGAUCGUUGCUAAACCUUUUGUUUUAUAAAGCUUUCUUUACAACAAGUGAUAAAGCUUGAAAAGUUAUCAUCACAAGCAUUCUGGCAUGAGGUUUCCAAUGCGUUCUUCCCCAUGGAUUCCCUUUUUACUUUUCUUUCUUUCAAGCUCUGUCACUGCUUUCCAGUUUAGAAUGCCAAGGCUUAGUCCUAUUGGUGAAAAGUUUCUAUAUCAUUCUAAAGCUCUGGAAUUACCUCCUUCUGAUGAUUUCAAGACAUUUUAUUACAAUCAAACAAUUGAUCAUUUCAACUACAGGCCUGAAAGCUACACAACAUUUCCCCAGAGAUAUAUAAUCAACUUCAAGCACUGGGGUGGUGCAAAUUCGAGCGCUCCAAUUCUUGCUUACUUGGGUGCCGAAGCACCAAUAGAUGCUGCUAUGAAUGGGAUUGGGUUUAUGACAGAUAAUGCCGUCAAAUUCAAUGCUCUUCUUGUUUAUAUUGAGCAUCGGUACUAUGGAAAAUCAAUACCAUUCGGAUCAAGGAAAGAAGCACUAAGAAAUGCCAGCACUCUUGGAUUUUUUAACUCAGCGCAAGCAAUAGCGGAUUAUGCAGCCAUUCUUAUUCAUGUAAAAAAGGAGUUUAAUGCCAAGUAUUCACCUGUGAUUGUUAUUGGUGGAUCAUAUGGAGGAAUGUUGGCUACAUGGUUUCGUCUUAAAUAUCCUCAUGUGGCACUAGGAGCUCUUGCAUCUUCCGCUCCAAUUCUUUACUUCGAUGAUAUCACACCGCAAAAUGGAUACUAUGCCGUUGUCACCAAGGAUUUUAGAGAAGUUAGUCAGACUUGCUAUGAAACUAUUAGGGAGUCAUGGUCUGAAAUAGAAGCAGUUGCCUCUCAACCCAAUGGCCUUUCCAUUCUUGACAAAGAGUUCAAAACAUGCAGUCCUUUAAGAAGUUCCACACAGCUAGAAAACUACUUGUGGUCCAUGUAUGCAAGUGCAUCCCAAUACAACCACCCACCAAGAUAUCCAGUCACCAGGAUAUGUGGUGCCAUUGAUCGAACUUAUUCUGGAAAUGGAACAGUUAGCAAAAUAGCUGCAGGUGUCUUUGCUUAUAGAGGAAAACUCUCCUGUUAUAUUAAUGAGCCUAGAAAUGCAACUGAAACUGAUGUAGGAUGGCAAUGGCAGAGAUGCAGUGAGAUGGUGAUGCCAAUAAGCACAGACAAUGAUACUAUGUUUCCACCACACACGUUUGAUCUCGAAAGCUUCAUCAUUUACUGCAAUCGAUUAUAUGGUGUUCCUCCUAGGCCUCAUUGGGUUACCACCUAUUAUGGAGGCCAUGAUAUACAUCUCAUCCUUCAGAGAUUUGCUAGUAACAUUAUCUUUUCCAAUGGACUCAAAGAUCCGUAUAGCAUUGGCGGGGUAUUACACAAUAUUUCAGACAGUCUCCCAGCAGUGUAUACAACUAAUGGGUCUCAUUGCUUAGACAUCCUAAGUGCAAAUAAAAUGGAUCCGGAAUGGUUGGUUACACAAAGGAAGAUGGAGAUGAAAGCUCUACAACUUUCUUGCCUGCAAUCAAAUCAAGUAAACCAUUUCACUGGCUUCAACGUGGUGCUUAUGGUCAGUGGAUGA